AUGUCACGAGGCAAAGUCCUGAGCUUAGAAUACAUGAAGCCAUACCUCAAGGACUGGAGUAUCCCAAAUGGGGUCGGAGACACCCCUUUGCAUCUUGCAACCGGCCAAAACGAAUAUGUGAGCAAGCAGUUGAUCGAUCUGGCGGCAGAUGUUAACUUCGGAAAUCGCAACGGAGAAAUCCCUUUGCAUAGUCUAUACUCAGGGACCAUUAAUAGCGAGCUUCUGCUUCACCUAGCAGCAGGAGCAGAUCUCAAAGCUAAAGAUAAUGCCGGUAAAACGGUGGUUCCUUUAUCAGUGUUGAAGAGCUUACCACCGAUUCCGCGGUGCGCCGCGCAAACUUGUCAAUCUUGUCGAAAUGGUACUGUGAGCGGUCUACCUUUUGUUCUCGAGGCUGGAGCGAACCCAUUCCAUGUCAAUCAUGAUGGAGUUAUGCCCUUUCAUUCCUUGAUGAGACGAGGCUAUCGAUCCAAAGGUCUACCUCUCAUUCAGUAUAUUGAUAUCCUGAUAGCAGCUGCUGGUCCUAUUCAGGUACGCAACCACAGAGGCCGGACAUUUAUGCAUACCAUGUGCGGCGUGGAGCCGUAUCACCAUGCACGUUCCUCCUCACAACCAAAAGCCAUCGACCACUUCCCUACUUCCGAUAUUGAUGCUACGAUAGAGACUAAGGACUACAAAGGCUAA
Molecule: messenger RNA, 681 nt
Organism: Aspergillus alliaceus
Lineage: Eukaryota; Fungi; Ascomycota; Eurotiomycetes; Eurotiales; Aspergillaceae
Product: ankyrin repeat domain-containing protein
Exons: 2
Coding region: 1-681 (226 amino acids)
Molecular function (GO): protein binding
Source: RefSeq, a predicted model, not a curated record